AUGUUACCACCAGCCCUCAAUAUCCCCAAAUGGCUAGAAGAAAACUCCCACCUCCUCCAACCACCCGUAAACAACUACUGCGUCUACCACCCCUCCACCCCCUCCACAGCCGGCUACACCGUAAUGAUAGUCGGCGGCCCGAACGCCAGAACAGACUACCACAUCAACACAACCCCCGAAUUCUUCUACCAAUACCGAGGCUCGAUGCUCCUGAAAACCGUCGAUACAUCCACCACACCACCCACAUUCCAAGACAUCCCCAUCCACGAGGGUUCCAUAUUCUUGCUCCCGGCGAACACGCCGCACUCUCCGGUGCGAUUUACGGAUACGGUGGGCGUGGUGAUGGAGCAGCCACGUGCUGAGGGGGCUGUUGAUAAAAUGCGUUGGUAUUGUCGGAAUUGUGGGGAUGUGGUUUGGGAGAAGAGUUUUGUUUGUACGGAUCUUGGGACGCAGGUUAAGGCUGUUGUUGAGGAGUUUGGGGGUGAUGAGGGGAAGAGGAAGUGUGGUGGUUGUGGGGUGGUUGCGGCGACGAAGUAUGCUGAGGGUGAGAUUGUGCAGCCGUGA
Molecule: messenger RNA, 564 nt
Organism: Penicillium cosmopolitanum
Lineage: Eukaryota; Fungi; Ascomycota; Eurotiomycetes; Eurotiales; Aspergillaceae
Product: 3-hydroxyanthranilate 3,4-dioxygenase
Exons: 2
Coding region: 1-564 (187 amino acids)
Biological process (GO): quinolinate metabolic process; 'de novo' NAD+ biosynthetic process from L-tryptophan
Cellular component (GO): cytoplasm
Molecular function (GO): 3-hydroxyanthranilate 3,4-dioxygenase activity; iron ion binding
Source: RefSeq, a predicted model, not a curated record